AUGGAAAAAAUAUGGCGUGCGGUAGUGUGCGUUGCUGUCUUGACGCAGCAGAUUGUAGCCGUCAGGUUCGAUGUCUGUGGAAGGCCAGCAGGCGUGGUUAUGGCAUCAAGAAGUGCUGCGCUCAUGUCUAAGUUAAUGGCAAUGUGUGGCAAGACGUUAAUCGUGAAGUAUUCUGCCAGUAAUGAGGCUUUAGCACGGGGCAUCGACAUUUAUUGUCUAGCCGCCAGGCUGUGCUACUCGUAUCAUGGGAACGGAACACUGCACCCAGGACCGGAACGAACGUUUGCAAGCAGAAUCCGGAAUUGCAUUGUGAAGUCUGUGACCGUGGGAGUAAGGUGGCAUCAGCACCUGCUGCCGAAUAAAUCGGUGGAAUCACUCGUGCAGGAGUUCAACAAAUGUGUACCUGACCGCAUGAUCCCAAAGAACGUCAAGCUCCUCACUUCUGCGAUGCGCUACGCCCGUACAUUACUAUGAAGAUGCGAAACUACAAUUAAAAAAAAAAAGAGAGA
Ornithodoros turicata is the source of this 509-nucleotide messenger RNA. RefSeq lists its product as uncharacterized. The record is from RefSeq and is a predicted model, not a curated record. The transcript is spliced from 6 exons. NCBI's taxonomy places the organism in Eukaryota, Metazoa, Arthropoda, Arachnida, Ixodida, Argasidae. Bases 1 to 474 code for a protein of 157 amino acids.